This is a messenger RNA of Carica papaya (papaya), 1330 nucleotides long. RefSeq names its product BIIDXI-like protein At5g11420. Lineage: Eukaryota; Viridiplantae; Streptophyta; Magnoliopsida; Brassicales; Caricaceae. The record is from RefSeq and is a predicted model, not a curated record.
AUCGUCAUCGUCAUUCUUCAACACGAGCUGCCUGUCAAGGCUUCUCUCUCUCUCUCCCUCUCCCUCUCCAUCUCUCUCUCUCUUGUAGAGUAACGAUGAUAUACAGAGCGACGGUGCUACUAGCACUACUCUGCGCCACCUGUCAAAUCGCCAUAUCGGUUACAGACGGCUUGUUACCAAAUGGGAAUUUCGAGUACGGUCCAAAGGCAUCACAAAUGAAGGGCACAGUUGUGACGAGCAAAACCGCAAUACCAUUUUGGGAAAUAGCAGGGUUCGUGGAGUACAUAAAAUCUGGACACACCCAAGGUGACAUGUUGCUGGUGGUGCCGGAAGGAGCCUUUGCUGUCAGAUUAGGAAACAAGGCUUUGAUUAAACAGAAAGUAAAGGUGAUUAAGGGGGUGUUUUAUUCAAUUACAUUCAGUGCAGCUCGUACAUGUGCACAAUCCCAGCGGUUGAAUGUGUCUGUAUCACCUAAUUCGGAGAAGCACGAUUGGGGGAUGCUUCCGAUUCAAACAACGUAUAGUAGCAAUGGUUGGGAUUCUUAUUCAUGGGCUUUUCAAGCCGAUGCAGAUGAAGUUGAGAUUUCUCUUCAUAAUCCAGAUUUAGAGGAGGAUCCGGCUUGCGGUCCGCUUAUUGACUCUGUUGCUUUGAAGCUCUUAACUCCCCCUAAGCGUACCAGAGUCAAUAUGUUAAAGAAUGGUAAUUUUGAAGAGGGGCCAUACGUGUUUCCAAACGCAUCAUGGGGAGUCCUAGUUCCACCUCAAAUUGAAGAUGAUCACAGCCCCUUACCCGGUUGGACAAUCGAAUCUCUCAAAGCCGUCAAGUACAUCGACAGCAAACAUUUCUCGGUGCCAGAAGGAAAACGAGCGGUGGAGCUAGUUGCCGGAAGUGAGAGCGCCAUUGCCCAAGUGGUCAAAACCAUCAAAGACAAAAUGUAUGCUUUAACAUUUGCAGUGGGUGAUGCUAAUAACACAUGUGAAGGUUCCAUGAUCGUGGAAGCAUUUGCUGGAAAAGGCUCCCUUAAGGUGCCUUACGAGUCAAAGGGAACAGGAGGAUUCAAGCGUGCUAGACUACUGUUCAAGGCUGUGUCUGAGCGUACAACUGUGGUGUUACAAAGCACGUUUUACACCAUGGCCGGUGACAAUUCUGGGUCCCUUUGUGGUCCUGUUGUAGAUGAUGUAAGACUCGUUAGCAUUCGUAAAAAAUCACGUAUUAUAUGAUUGUAUACCAUGUGGGCUUGCUUUCUUCCAAUGUUUUAGCUUUUCUAUUUAAAUUUUACACAUUUUGAGCAGCAUUGCAAUACGAGCAAGAGAAUUAUUUUUACUACUUA